AUGAAUCUACGUUCUGUAUUUACUGUAGAACAACAAAGGAUUUUACAGCGUUAUUAUGAAAAUGGGAUGACAAAUCAAAGUAAAAAUUGCUUUCAGCUCAUAUUACAGUGUGCACAGGAGACUAAGCUGGACUUCAGUGUAGUCAGGACGUGGGUUGGCAAUAAGAGAAGAAAAAUGAGUACUAAGAAUUCUGAAUCAGGAGCAACAACACCGAGAACUGUUUCUGGCACCUCUUUGGCAGUUCCAGAUGUUACAGGCAGAAAUGUGGUUAAUAUUGCUCGACCCCCAAAUCAACAGUCAUCUUGGACAUCUGGCAAUAAUGAUGUCAUUCUCACUGGUAUAUAUAGUCCAACCAGUUCAUCGAAUAGGCAAGGGACAACCAAACAUACAAAUAUACAAAUCCCAGAAGCACACAAAAUCCCUAUUCAGAAAACUACCAGUAAAAAUGAUACUGAGUUUCAGUUGCACAUACCAGUUCAAAGACAAGUAGCACACUGUAAAAAUGCCUCCCUGCUCCUAGGAGAAAAAACAAUUAUUUUGUCAAGACAGACAAGUGUGCUAAAUGCUGGAAAUUCAGUAUACAAUAACACGAAGAAAAAUUAUGGAAGCUCUUCAGUGCAAACUUCUGAAAUGAUGGUACCCCAAAAGCCAUCUGUGUGCCACCGACCUUGCAAAAUUGAACCAGUUGGGAUUCAAAGAACGUAUAAGCCGGAACACACUGGUUUGGGUUCACACAACUCAUGUGGACAAAAGUCAAUUAUUAGAGACCCUUACUGUAGGACACAAAACUUGGAAAUCCGUGAAGUAUUUUCAUUGGCAGUUAGUGAUUAUCCUCAGAGAAUUCUGGGAGGAAAUGCCUCUCAGAAGCCUAGCUCAGCUGAAGGAACUUGUUUGUCCAUUGCAAUGGAGACUGGGAAUGCUGAUGAUGAGUAUGCCAGAGAGGAAGCGCUGGCAUCCAUGGGAGCACAGACACCAAACUACUCAAGGUUUUAUGAAAGUGGAAGUUCCCUUCGACUUGAAAACCAAAGUACAACUUUGUCUGGGCCAGGAAGAAGCAUGUCAAAUUCACAAAUGGUGAAUAUUAGAGAUUUGUCAGACAAUGUACUGUACCAAAACAGAGACUACCACCUGGUACCACGGACCUCAUUACAUUCAGCAUCUAAUACAAUGUACAGUAAUGCACGGAAUAGUUUUUCCCCACAUUUUGCAUCAUCGAACCAAUUGAGGUUAUCACAAAACCAAAACAAUUACCAGAUUUCAGGAAACCUUACUGUGCCUUGGAUUACAGGGUGUUCUAGAAAAAGAGCACUACAAGAUCGUACUCAGUUCAGUGACCGAGACUUAGCCACUCUUAAGAAGUACUGGGACAAUGGCAUGACCAGUUUGGGCUCUGUUUGUAGAGAGAAAAUUGAAGCAGUUGCAACUGAAUUAAAUGUUGACUGUGAAAUAGUGCGGACUUGGAUUGGGAAUCGAAGAAGAAAAUAUCGUUUAAUGGGGAUUGAAGUUCCACCUCCAAGAGGAGGCCCUGCUGAUUUCUCUGAGCAGCCUGAGUCUGGCUCUUUGUCUGCCUUCCCACCAGGAGAGGAAGCUGGGCCUGAUGUUGGAGAGGAUAAUGACCGAAAUGACGAAGUAUCCAUCUGUUUGUCUGAUGGAAGCUCUCAAGAAGAGUCCAGUGAAGUUGUUUCAAAUGAGGUAAGGGUUCAUAAGGAAGAUGGCCAUCAUGCAGUAUCUGAAGAUAAUGUGAAAAUAGAAAUUAUUGAUGACGAUGAAAGUGAAAUGAUAAGCAAUUCUGAAGUGGAACAAGUGAAUUCUCUCUUGGAUUAUAAGAAUGAAGAAGUCAGAUUUAUUGAAAAUGAGCUAGAAAUCCAAAAGCAAAAAUAUUUUAAACUUCAAACCUUUGUUAGGAGCUUGAUACUAGCUAUGAAAGCUGACGAUAAGGACCAGCAGCAGGCACUGCUGUCAGAUUUGCCUCCUGAAUUAGAAGAAAUGAAUUUUAAUCAUGCCUCACCAGAGCCUGAUGAUACCUCAUUCAGCCUGUCUUCUUUAUCAGAAAAAAAUGCCGCAGACAGUUUGUGAUUUGAUAUAGCCUUUUGGUUGCCUAACAGGUGUGCAUUUCAAGAUAAUUGCAUAUGUUGCCCAAUGUUCUUCAGUUGGAAACAGACAUAAUCUGUGAAGGAUGGACAAGUUGUAAUGGCGACAAUGUAUAGUGCAAAAAAGGAUGUAAAAUUUUAAAACAUUGAGAGUUUUUUCCAAAUUGAUGGAACUCUGGGAAACAUUCUAUUUAAUUUCAAGCAGUUCAGCUAUGAAAUGUAUAAUGUCUAAUUUCUGAAAGAGUUUUGUUCAGUUUUAUAGAAGAGUCAUAGUUUUAGUAAUAGUUUUGACCAGACACAAAAAUAUAGUUCGAUGUACUUACCAAGUUGCUAAAACUUGAUUAGCCUUGUUUUUGUAGCCAUUAUAUCUUUUUUUCCCUUUCUCCUUUCUAGCAUCUACAUACACAUUUACUCAGGAAAAAUGGAAUGAAUACUGGAACAAAACAAAAUGAUUAUUUAACCUAGACAAGCCCUGAGAUUUAUUUUAAAUUCCUAUGAAAGUUUGAUGUAAACUAGUAAUUGAAAAUUGAACUGACGACUAGUUUAUAAUUGAAAUUGUUGCUUUCCUUCUAUGAUCUAAUUCAAAUAUUAGAUGGGGCACUGUGGAAAAUUACCCCACAAAUAUAAAAUCAAGUAAGCUAUGUACAGAAACAAAAAUAUAAAUGUUGUACAAUAUUAGUGUUGAUGGGAAUUCUUCAUUGUUGCAACAGACAAAUCUCAUUCUAUAAGUA
Echinops telfairi (small Madagascar hedgehog) is the source of this 2821-nucleotide messenger RNA. It is a transcript of the gene HDX, whose product is annotated as highly divergent homeobox. The coding region runs from base 1 to 2076 and encodes 691 amino acids. The record is from RefSeq and is a predicted model, not a curated record. Gene Ontology annotation, biological process: regulation of transcription by RNA polymerase II. The transcript is spliced from 9 exons. Lineage: Eukaryota; Metazoa; Chordata; Mammalia; Afrosoricida; Tenrecidae. Gene Ontology annotation, molecular function: RNA polymerase II cis-regulatory region sequence-specific DNA binding; DNA-binding transcription factor activity, RNA polymerase II-specific.